Messenger RNA from Seminavis robusta, 2861 nucleotides. Lineage: Eukaryota; Bacillariophyta; Bacillariophyceae; Naviculales; Naviculaceae. The record is from the annotation of a GenBank genome assembly.
AAUGGUGCUCGUGCAUUUCAUUGACUGGCUCCUUGACGGGCAAGAUCAAGGGGCACCUCAAGACGCAAGAUUCAUCUGCUCCCGUCCGCUUUGCAACACUGUCUAGCUAGCAGCUAGCUAGUAGUCUACAGCUCAAAGUGCGUAUUUACAUCCAUAACAUUGGCUCAGUCACAGAUCCUGCGACCACCAACUCGUUCCGGCUUCACACACAUUCUAAAAACUGCGACCGAAAGGACUCGACAGUAGAUGUCGCGCUGAAGCCUUGCACUCUCACAGUGCCCUCUUCAUCGAUUGCUCUUCACGUCGUUAUUCAGCUCUGGAGUGUUGCAAAAGAGCAGUAACUAGCUAGCAGAAGGAUACUAAAAGCAAUGACGGAAAAGGCAAACGCAAAACUGGAGCUGCCAAAAGAAAUCAAUGAAGAACCCGCACUUUCCUCGAGACAAGGGAUUGGGGGUAAAACGGAGAAGCCUUUGCCAAAGAGGGGUCUCCCAGAUGUGGUGGACGUGGAUGAAUGGGUGGACCGCAUGAACAAAGUUGACGCCAAAGCAGUCCGUGCCAGUACCGGUACUAGUAGCGUCAACGAUGUAGUCAACGCCGGACUCGGAGCAAUCCGCGUGACCCAGGACGACCGCGAUAUCGAUGCCAAGGAGCUUCCAGUGAGGAGACACGGGCGGGAAAAGGAGCCGGGCUCGGCCAAGCAAGGCUUCACAAAUGAUGUGGAUGUUGAUGAAGUGGCGAUGCUGGUCAGGAGGCUUGAGAAUGAGAGCAGCGCUAUUUCAAGUGUCCCGGUUAGUAAUAUGGAUGCAUUCAUCCAGUUGGGACAAUCCGACUGGUUCACCAUUCCAGAGCCAAUUCCCCCAUCCUCUAACGAUAACAAUAACGAAACAGAAGAAACGCAGCCAGGUGCAUUCCCUCAGCGAGGUAUUGGAUACGAGGGGCGAGCUGGCGAUGAUUCAGACACUUUCAGUGUUUGCACCCAACAAGAAGGCAGCCCAAGUCCGAGCCCAUUGGUAUCUGAGGAUGCACCUGGUUGUAUGAUUCACACUAAUCACCAGCAAGCUCUUGCAACUUGUUCUCAUUUGCCAUUGGAAGGCUUGGUACAAGCUAACCCAGUGGAACAUUCUUCUGGUGAAUUCGUCGUCACACAAGAAGCCAGGCAAAUUGAUGACCUGGAAUCACAAAGAGAAAUGAAGAAGGAACAGCAAAACAGCAAAACAAAGAAACAGCUUACACUGAUGGCUUUACUGGCUGCAUUACUGGUGGUUGGUGUGAUUGUGGUGGUGGCUGUGGCUUCCAGAUACAAGAACGACGAGACUAGUCUUACCAACACAACGGUCAAAUCCAAUGACGACAAUAGCACGAUGCCAACAGCGGACAGCGAUGAAUAUGACACGUUUUCUCUCAUCAGUCCCUAUUUGUCCAAUACCACUCGCUAUGCCAUUGAACAAGAGAGAGAUUCUGGUGCGAAUGUUUCCUCCUCCUCCUCCAGUCCUCAGUACCGGGCCUAUCAAUGGCUCCAAGCCGAUCCCUGGAAACAGAACUAUACCACGGUCCACCUUUUGCAGAGAUUUGCUUUGGUGACUUUCUAUUUUGCCACCAAUGGUGACCAUUGGGAGAACAAUGGAGUGGGAGGUGUGCAAGAAAUAGAUUAUCGAGAAUUUGAUACACCUCCAUUGCGAGCCAUCCUGGCAGGUUCUGGACCCCCACAAGACGCCCCUGGUGGUGCUGCGUCUCCGUUGGCCGGUAGUGACGAAGUACACCCCCAGGACGAAGAAAGCAAUGCUAGCAACUCUACCGAAAAUGGUCAAAGAGACUUGCAGCUAAGUCAAAACGACCUCACACUGACCGUCCCCUCAGAAAUGUGGCUCUCCUACAACACCAGCGAAUGCAUGUGGUUUACCUACACACCCUUUCGAUUUCAAACAGCUUGCAACGAGGACAAUGCAUUCCAAUACCUAGACCUACCACAAAAUGGUCUUGGAGGGAGGUUGCCUGCAGAGAUCAGCCUUUUGACAGGCCUUAAAAGUCUCUAUCUCAAAUGGAACAAAAACAUCGACGGACCAAUCCCACCAUCAAUUGGAGCAUUGCAGCAGCUGGAAAUCAUUGAACUAGGAGACAAUCAAAUAACUGGGACUCUUCCUAGAGAACUUGGUUUGCUGCAAAAUCUCUGGACAUUGAGUGUCCUGAACAACCAGCUCCAUGGGACACUCCCAAAAGAACUCCUUCAAAUGGCCAACCUGGAAAACCUCAUGGUCGGUCGUAAUGACCUGACAGGGAGCUUCUUCUCACCUGAUGACGCAAUCUGCCAAAGGUGGCCCAAGCUGAGAACUGUCAUGUUGGGGCGAAAUAAAAUGGAAGGUCCAUUACCGGCAUUCGCCAACUGCUCAAACUUGGGGGCUAUCCAUCUCAAUAGCCAGGGUUUUGAAGGUACCAUUCCAACUGAAUGGGGGAGCUUGGCCAAACUCCAGAAGAUACUUCUUUAUGCAAACCAAGGCAUUGCAGGACCUGUGCCAGACUUUGGACACCUUGCAAAUCUUACUGAAUUUAAGGUCGAGGGAACCAGCAUCACAGGAACAAUACCUGAGGCGCUCUGUGCUCGACGGGGACCAAGAGAUCUUCCUGUUGCAAAGUUUGACUGCUCUCCCCAACUCUGCGGCUGUGAUUGCCCUUGCAACUAACAUUUCGAAAACUAGAAGAUGGACAGGACAGCAGUGUUCGUUUCUCAUGAUCAAGUUUGCGCAAGCCAAUACCAGACGCUAACCAACCUAACACUGACCCCAACCGUAACAGCUGCAACUUGAACGUUGUCAUUACCUAGUACGAUACUGCUUGUAGAGAUGUUCAAAGCUCGCGCCUCAAGG